This is a messenger RNA of Daphnia magna, 2534 nucleotides long. Its product is annotated as TBC1 domain family member 19. Bases 162 to 1799 code for a protein of 545 amino acids. Lineage: Eukaryota; Metazoa; Arthropoda; Branchiopoda; Diplostraca; Daphniidae. The record is from RefSeq and is a predicted model, not a curated record. The transcript is spliced from 13 exons.
AGUGUUAGAUCGAUCGAAUAAGCGCAGGCCGUAUUGGGUCAUAGACGCAGAGUUACUGAAACUCUCCCCUUCCAACUGGAAACUAUCUUACAGUGUUUGAUUUGUUUGUGAUUUUUGACAAUAAACAGUUAAAAACCUCUGGGUUAGAAAAGGAAUUGGCAAUGUCCCCAACGAGUUCGACAUCUGACAGGAUGACCGUGCAAGAACAGGUGGUCAGCGUGAUGGAAGAAAUGCAAAUUCUAGGCACAUUAGAUAAACUCAUCGCUGCUUCAGAGCACAUUUGCAUUGCAACUCCGCUGGGUACUGGCGACUUCCUGGCCGAUUUACAACAAGCAUUCCGGCUCAAUGGCAUUGAAACGUGCAUCAAGAACGCGUUGGUUUUGUCUCGCAGACGCAAAAACAUUAAAGAAGAGCAAGAACAAUUGAAUUAUAUGAGGAAAGCUCAAACCCACUUCGAACGUCGUGUCAGCAAAGCCCUCUUGAACCUCCAAACGGACUUGAAACUCUCCUUGGUUCGUCAACGGUCAUCGUCUGAGGCCCAAGAACUAUCCUCAAAAUGGGACGAACUCAGUACUUACGAUCAAGACGUCGGCUCCAUCCGUAAUCUGUACUCGUCCCAGGACCUAUACGAAGCGGUGGUGGCUCUCCGGGAUCCUGAUUACUCCAUUAACCGGUUGGAAGAGAAAUGGAGCGCAGUCAAGAUACCUUUAAAUGUACCAACCUUUGAGGAUCUGCAAGAGUUCUUUUCAGACGUUUGCACGAGUGUUGACCCCUUUCUGGGACUUGGCUCAGCUCUCGUACUUCAAGGCAAUUCAAAUGUGACCCUGCUAAACCACCGGAUCACCCUUGGAACAAAAGUGGUGGCCGAGAAUGACAUCCUGCUGUCGGAGGAAUUUGUGAAAGGUGGAUGUCCAUCUCAUCUACGCGGUCGUCUCUGGAAGCAAGUCCUUUUAUCUCACGUCGGGGAUAAAGAGAAGACCUAUUUCCAGGCUAAAAAACAAGCAGUCAUCCAAACAGAGUACUUGACGGACAAAAUCAUAAUGAAGGACAUUCAACUAACGGCGUCAAGAGACGAACAUUAUUUCGUUUACGAAGAUCUCAUCUACCAGGUGUCACUCUGCUUUUCACGGGACCCUUACGUCUACCUCCAACUGUGUUCCAAAUUCGGGUCGAGAGCCCAGACAGCAACACGUUUCACUCCACUUGAUGUUUCCAGUAAUGGCAGCAAGACUGGUACUGUAAAGGCCGAUGGCGAUGCUCCUGGUGGUCAAACUAUUACUACGUCAGCUUUCCCGCCGUCCAGUUGCAUCCCUUUCUAUGGCUGGGCUAUGUACGUGGCUCCACUUUGCUACGUCCACGAAGAGGCGGAAGAUAUCUACUACACGUUGCGCGCCAUGUACAUCAAAUAUUGGUCGCGAUUACAUCGAUUAUCAUCCCACAGACAGGGUAUUGUCUCACUGGCUAUUCUGUUCGAACGACUUCUUCAACAGCAGGAACCAGAGCUCUGGAUUCACUGUCUCAAUAACAACAUUGAGCCACUGAGAAUUGCCAUGCCGUGGAUGGUGCAAGCUUUCAGCGGCUUCCUCAUUCCGGAACAAUUGCUCUUCUUGUGGGAUCUCAUUCUGGGCUUUGAUUCUUUGCUUCUACUUCCGCUGUUGGCUGCUAGCGUCUUCAGUUUACGCCGAGAGAAUUUGCAUCGCAUUCUUUCACACGAUUCUGCAGAGACCAUCCUCUCCGACUUGUCCACCAUCCAGGUAGUGCCUCUACUCCAGAUGGCUCUCACCCAACACACCGGAUAACACGAAGUCAAUCACAUUUCUGGAAUGAUUGUGUGAGGAUUGUAGAAUAAAGGCCGAUUCUUUAAAAUGCAAUAAAAUAAACAACACAAUGUUUUGGAAAUUAGAUAUAUUUCGGUAUGGCUUGAUUUUAAAAAAAAAACACAUUUGGCAAAAAUAAAAAAUUAAGUAAAGCAAAUGGAUAACCUGUUUUGAUAACACGAAAUUCUUGCACGUUUGUAACUGCUGCCUCAGGGUCUUCUCUCGCCAUCAAAUGACAGACAUAAAAAAAAAUAUAGAUAGAUAGAGAAUACCGACUGGUGAAAAUGGACACGUUCGUGUGGCUAGAUCACACACGUGAAUGGCUUUGGCAUUUGGAAACAGGUGAAACGGGCAAGGUGAGAAUUCAGGGCGAAGCGAUAUUACGUCAUUGCUCGCUCGAGGCUAAACAAGUCGAGACUAAGAUGAAGGUGAAAUUGUUUUCAAAGAGUAGUAGUGCGAGUGGAGUAGGUCAUGACUCCAGGGCGAGUUUUUGUUGUUGUUGAAUGAAUGAAAUGUGAAACGCGGAAAUCAUUCGACAUCGAGAAAAACGGACGAUCCGCAUAUAUUUAUUGUAGUCAAUGAAAAAAAAAAAGGGGAGUAUAUCCACGUGAAAGGUGGAAGGAUGGGAAGAUACAGCAUAUCGGAGAUAGAUUAAACAUUACGAAAAAAAGGAAAAGGGGAGUUAUUGUAACAAAGAAACAAAUCAGUGAGGGGAAA